GUGUAUGUCGAUACCAAGCGGGAUCAACAACGAUUCUUGCAAAUGCUGGAGCCAGUAAAAGAAGCACUUCUCAAGAAAAUCACAGAGUGCGCCAAAGAGUCGGAGGCGGAUGCCACGUCCCUCAUGCAGUACUACGCAAAUGUGAUCAACUACAACUGCGUGGGCGGAAAGUUGCUUCGGGGGCUGCUGACAGUAUACGCGUCCCUGGCUGCCUCUCACGAACUCCAAUUUUCAGAGUCUUCCGAAUCCAAGAUUGGUGCUGCUGCUCAGCAGCCUGCGGACCGAGCAAGUGCAGCAACAGCAGCGUCCAAGGCAGCAGGCGACGUGUGCCUUGAGUCUGCCUUCUCUUCCAGUGUAUGCGUGCUGGGGUGGGGGGUCGAGCUCUUACAAGCGGCCUUCCUUGUGGCUGACGAUCAGAUGGAUGGAGCUGAGACGCGCAGAGGGAAACCAUGCUGGUUCAGACUGCCGGCAGUAGGGCCCGCUAAUGCGAUCAAUGACUCGUUCUUCCUUGCCUACGCUUUAAACCAAGUUCUCAAGGAUUUCAUGGGGAACCACUCGGCCUUUGGUGCAUGCAGCCAGCUUAUACAAGAUGUCGCCUUCAAGACGGUGCUAGGUCAGCAUCUCGAUACCAAUGGACAGGUGCACUUGCUGACGGCGCAACAGCACCAGCAUCAAGGGCAGCAAGGGCAGCAGCAGCAGGCGCUGCUGUGCGUGCUCCAAGAAGGAGGCCCCGCUGCAGAGAAGGCUCUGCAACAGCUUGCUGCAGCAACACGCAGCAGGCAACAAGCAGCAGCCCGGCUCAAGACAAGCUACUAUUCCUUCUGGCUUCCCACGGCCCUAGGGCUGCUACACAGCGGUGUUACGGACGCCUCGCUGCUUAGUAAGACGGAAGAAGUCUGCCUCUGCAUUGGUGAUUACUUUCAAGCACAGGACGAUUUCCUCGACUGUUUCGGCUCUCCUAAGACUCUUGGUAAAGCCGGCAGCGACAUUCGUGAAGGCAAGUGCAGCUGGCCUUUCGCUCAGGCCAUUGCCGCUGCAACUCCCAAAGAGGCGGCGGCCCUGCUCGAAGUCUACGGCCAAGCAGAGGGAGAAGAUCGCGUUCGCGAGCUGUACAUGCACUUGGGAGUGCAUACGCGGUUCAAGGAGUAUGAACACAAAUCAAGAGAGUAUAUCCUCAGGCGCGUUGAGGGCCUCGAGCACCGCGGGCUGCAAAGUUUCUUCGCUGCGCUGCUGCAGCUCCUGUACCGCAGACUCUAUUAG
Molecule: messenger RNA, 1260 nt
Organism: Cyclospora cayetanensis
Lineage: Eukaryota; Apicomplexa; Conoidasida; Eucoccidiorida; Eimeriidae
Product: farnesyl pyrophosphate synthase
Exons: 8
Coding region: 43-1260 (405 amino acids)
Biological process (GO): trans, trans-farnesyl diphosphate biosynthetic process
Cellular component (GO): cytoplasm
Molecular function (GO): (2E,6E)-farnesyl diphosphate synthase activity; dimethylallyltranstransferase activity
Source: RefSeq, a predicted model, not a curated record